Messenger RNA from Sinocyclocheilus grahami, 979 nucleotides. Its product is annotated as A disintegrin and metalloproteinase with thrombospondin motifs 13-like. The record is from RefSeq and is a predicted model, not a curated record. The coding region runs from base 1 to 405 and encodes 134 amino acids. NCBI's taxonomy places the organism in Eukaryota, Metazoa, Chordata, Actinopteri, Cypriniformes, Cyprinidae. The transcript is spliced from 3 exons.
AUGACUUGCAAGGUAUUACAUGACAGAUGUAACACAGCAUGUAUCUUCCUCCAAGAGUGUGACGUUCAGCUGUUCUCUCCGUCUGGGCUCAUUGAGAAUCCGAUCAAGAGCGCAGCCACCUCUAACACUCAGAGCUGUCGCGUGUUCAUCGAUGCUCCACCUGCUUUCAGGAUUCAGAUCAGAGCGCUUUCUGUGCUCAACAACACCGAUACAAACUCCACAUACAUACUGAUUCGGGAUGUGGAUGCCUUAAAGACGACCAUCUUCAGAGGGACUCGGCUCUUCCUGUGGAGCUCCUCGGGAAGCAGGGCUGAAGUGGAAUUCCAUGGGGAGUACCAGCAAAUCAAGGGCAUGUUCAGGGCAGAGUAUUCAUACAUUAACCCUUCUGAAGAACAACCAGUGUAGUCUGUAAGAGAGCUUCUGGUCCAUAAAGAGCCUUGGAGCAUUUAAAAAUCAUCCUCGUUAUAAUUUAGCCAGUUUAGCACAACUGAUUCAGAACAGAUGAUAGGGAUUUAUUAACUUUAUAUCAAAGAUAUAAUCAUGUCAGUUUUUAAUAUCAUUUAAAAACAAAAAUCAGACAAUUGACUGUUUAUAUAAGUGCUUCUGUAUAUUUAUUGUAAUGAGUUAAUCUAUGUGAACUGACAAUAAUGUGUGUCAGGCCUACUGCUAAUCUAUCAGCACAAAAUAAACAAUCAUCAUUUUUUUAUAUUUAAGUGAUUUAGAAAAAGUCCAUAUGGCUCUAAAUUUAGCAUAACAGUCCUACUUACCAUUUGUGAAACUACCGUGGAACUUUUAUAAGUAUACUUCGUUUUUACGUGUACAUUUGUGUAUGUGCACAGUCGAACGGACAGACUUUUAAAGUGUACUCCAUUUGAUAGCAUGUGCAAACAUAGGCGCUCGACACUGGAAACACAUGCACAUGUGCACUGGAAACAUUCAUCCUCUUCCAGUGUCUGCGCUUUUUCUUUCCAACGGUUAU